This is a messenger RNA of Drosophila busckii, 906 nucleotides long. RefSeq lists its product as uncharacterized. Bases 292 to 699 code for a protein of 135 amino acids. The record is from RefSeq and is a predicted model, not a curated record. NCBI's taxonomy places the organism in Eukaryota, Metazoa, Arthropoda, Insecta, Diptera, Drosophilidae. The transcript is spliced from 2 exons.
UCGCCAUAUAGCCAUAAUAUCGUAUGACUUAGCUGCUUAUAUAGUAUAAGAGCAGUCGUAGUUAAAGUCGAUGUAAAAUCAAUAUUAAUGAGCGCAUUAAACGUUGUCUAAGGCUGCGUCUAAUGACUUAACGGCCGCUAGUUGCCAGCAAAACGGAAAUUGAAUUGUCCCAGCAGCAGCAGCAGGAGCAGCGGAAAUCGCAUUAGCAGCAGGAUACACUCAACUGAUUCGCAUCUAAGCUGAAACGGAAGUCGUAGCGUUAUGCUGCGCGCCUAACUCGAGCCAAAUUCCAUGGGCUGCUCGAAUACCAAGUCGACAACAGCAGAAGACAGCAAAGCGCCAACAGCAGCAGCAGCAGCAACAACAGCAGCAACACCCAAGUGCAAUAAAAUGGAGGAGACAGCCAAGCAGGAAUAUCCCGCCUCGGAGGCGUUUGUCAUACCGCUGGACGAGCAGUCCGCUGCGCCCUUGCAGCUCAACGAUACGCUACGUGAGCCGCCCAAGCGUUUGCAGCAGCUGAUGCAACAAGCGGCAGAGACAGAGCCGCUCACACUGGAGGAGGUCGAGGAUAAGCUGCAACGUGCCGAGCAGCGCAGACAGGAGCUCAUGCAACAAAAGAUUGAGAACAUACAGAAGACCGCACAAAUGUUAAUGCAGCCACAAGGCGAGCAGCAGGAGCAGGACGAGCAGCAGACAUAAAGACUUGAGCAGCACUCAACUUGCAACUUUAACUUUGCACGAGCAGCACUUGAAACUAUCAUUGAAAUUACACUUGGCGGGCCUCAAGACGCCUCGUUAUGGCUACAAAAACUUUUGCUUUGCAGGCAGCGCACACUACAAGCAGAAGAAGAAGAAGAGUUGCAGUUGCAAUAUAUUAAACAGACGCAGCUGAGUUGCUAAAUUAUA